AUGUUUAACAUUCUUUUUAUAAGAAAUUUUAAUCUAUCUAUAUCUAUCUAUCUAUCUAUCUAUCUAUCUAUCUAUCUAUUAAAGACAUUUUUAUGUUUAAAUUCUUUUAUAAGAAUAUUAUCUCAAUCUAUCUAUCUAUCUAUCUAUCUAUCUAUUAAAGACAUUUUUAUAAAUCUAUCCAUCUAUCUAUCUCAAUCACUCUAUCUAUCUAUCUAUCUAUCUAUCUAUCUAUCUAUCUAUCUAUUAAAGACAUUUUUUAUGUUUAACAUUCUUUUUAUAAGAAAUCUUUCUAUCUAUCUCAAUCCAUUAUCUAUCUAUUUCUAUUAUCUAUCUAUUAUUAUUUUAUGUCUCUAUCUAUUAUCUAUCUAUCUCUUCUAUUAUCUAUCUAUUAUCUAUCUAUCUAUUAAAAGACAUUUUAUGUUUAACAUUCUUUUUUAUAAAAAUAUCUAUCUAUCUAUCUAUCACUCUAUAUCUAUCUAUCUAGAUAUCUAUCUAUCUAUCUAUCUAUCUAUUAAAGACAUUUUUAUGUUUAACAUUCUUUUAUAUAGAAAAUCUAUCUAUCUAUUCAUCUCAAUCACUCUAUCUAUCUCAUCUAUCUAUUUAUCUAUCUAUCUAUCUAUCUAUUAA
Messenger RNA from Acanthosepion pharaonis, 627 nucleotides. NCBI's taxonomy places the organism in Eukaryota, Metazoa, Mollusca, Cephalopoda, Sepiida, Sepiidae. The record is from the annotation of a GenBank genome assembly.